Messenger RNA from Pistacia vera, 1011 nucleotides. Its product is annotated as aquaporin AQPAn.G-like. NCBI's taxonomy places the organism in Eukaryota, Viridiplantae, Streptophyta, Magnoliopsida, Sapindales, Anacardiaceae. Gene Ontology annotation, molecular function: channel activity. The transcript is spliced from 3 exons. Gene Ontology annotation, biological process: transmembrane transport. Gene Ontology annotation, cellular component: membrane. The record is from RefSeq and is a predicted model, not a curated record. Bases 16 to 945 code for a protein of 309 amino acids.
AAGAAGAAGAAGAAGAUGGCUGGAAAUGUGGAGUUUAUUGGUGAUGAUGUAGAGAAUGGCUAUAAUGCAAACAAAAUCCAACCAUUUGCCACACCAAAGUCAGAGCAACGGUUGAUUGUGGGAGAAAAAGACAAGGAACAACAUCCCUCUAAAUGGAAUAAGAUGUUGGGGUUGCAAGAUCUUGUCUCUGUGAACGUGUGGAGAGCAUCAUUGGCGGAGCUCUUGGGAACGGCAGUCCUUGUUUUUUCAUUGGAUACCAUUGUCAUCUCCUCCCUUCAGACGGAUACAAAGACGCCAAAUCUUAUAAUAGCACUAUUGGUUGUGAUAAUAGUAACAAUUCUCCUUCUUGCUACUUUUCCCAUUUCUGGUGGUCACAUUAACCCAAUUAUCACUUUCUCUGCUGCACUCACCGGCCUCUGUUCCAUCACACGUGCCGUCAUUUAUAUUUUCGCUCAAUGUGUUGGUGGUAUAGUGGGUGCAUUAGCACUAAAAGCUGUUGUAAAUAGCAGAAUGGAAGAUACAUAUUCACUUGGAGGUUGCACUGUCACUAUAGUAACACCGGGAGAAGAUGGCCCAGUUGUGAUUGGUCUGGGAACAACCCAGGCUCUUUGGCUUGAGAUAAUUUGUUCGUUUGUCUUUCUUUUUGCUUCAAUAUGGAUGGCUUUUGAUCAUCGACAAUCCAAAUCUCUGGGUCAAGUUUCUGUUUUCAUAAUCGUUGGAACAGUAUUGGGGUUUCUUGUGUUUAUAUCAACAACUCUUACAGCUCAAAAGGGAUAUUCUGGUGCAGGGUUGAACCCUGCAAGAUGUUUGGGUCCAGCCAUUGUGAGAGGAGGUCAUCUCUGGGAUGAUCACUGGGUCUUCUGGGCGGGUCCUGCUAUUGGUUGCGUUGCUUUUGCCUUGUACACUAAGCUUAUUCCACGUGAGCAUUUCCACACCUAUGCAUAGAAGAUAUAUUCAUUUCCUUGAUUAAUGUAUUGAUUAAAAUUUCCUUCAAUCUCUAUCUAAUUAAAU